AUGAGCUCUCAAAGGGGGAACGUGGCUCGCACGCGGUCCCAGCGGCACCAGAAUGCGGAGGUCUUCAGAAACGAUAAGCAUGAUACUAGUGCCCAGCGCAAGAAACUCAAUGCAAAACAGCAUGAAGGUCUGUGUCAACAUUGUAAAGAAGUCUUAGAAUGGCGUGUGAAAUUCAACAAGUACAAACCACUAACUAAGCCUAAAAAAUGUGUGAAAUGUCUACAGAAGACUGUCAAGGAUUCUUACCACAUAGUGUGCAAACCAUGUGCUUGUGAACUGGAUCUAUGUGCUAAGUGUGGGGAAAGAAAAGAAAUAGUUACUCGGAUUCAGACAAGCCCAGUGAUGACUGAGAACCAGCCUGCUGAAAAUGAUCUGCAAAGGGAGAGCACAGGGGAUAACUCUGAGGAUGGUGAUGAAUUAAAGUUAAGUGGUUUGGAAGAUGAGGAUGGUCUAAAUUUACUCGUGCAAGGGAUUAAAAAUUUGAAACCUGAAAGGAUAGAAGUCCAGUGACCUCUUUGAAGAGAAGGUUCUGAUAUGAAUUGAAUUUGUUGCUAGAAGACUCUGU
Molecule: messenger RNA, 565 nt
Organism: Euleptes europaea (tarantolino)
Lineage: Eukaryota; Metazoa; Chordata; Lepidosauria; Squamata; Sphaerodactylidae
Gene: C4H9orf85
Product: chromosome 4 C9orf85 homolog
Exons: 4
Coding region: 1-510 (169 amino acids)
Source: RefSeq, a predicted model, not a curated record